AUGUCCGGCAUCGGGGGCGAUCUCCCUAACAUCAGGUCCGAGGACUUGAGCAACCUCAAGGCACUGACCUUUGACGUCUUCGGCACGGUCGUCGACUGGCGCACCUCGGUUGUCGAGGAGCUCGUCUCCCGCGCGCGGGCGAAGCUCUCCUCGACCCCGCCCCCGUCCCCGGCGCUCGCGGCUGAGGAGAGGGACGGGCUCGCGGUGGCGGACUGGGGCCGGUUCGCGCAGGAGUGGCGGGACUCGUACAAGCGCUUUACGCUGGGCUACGUGGCCGGCGAGACGCCGUGGAAGGACGUCGAUGCGCACCACCGCGAGAGCCUCGCGGCGUUGCUGAGAGAGUGGGGGCUGGGCCGGGUGUACGGGGACGAUGAGGUGCAGGAGAUGAGCCUGGUUUGGCACCGGCUGCGGCCAUGGGCGGACUCAGCCCCGGGUCUGCGGCGGCUGGGGGCCAAGUUUGUGACCUCGACGCUGUCGAACGGGAACCGAGCGCUCCUCCGGGACCUGGACUCCUCGGGAGGCCUCGGGUUCGGGAGGUUGUUGUCGAGCGAGGACUGGGAGGCGUACAAACCGAGCCCGGAGGUGUACGACGGCGCGGUGACUGCGCUGCUAGGAGAGGGGGGCAGGGCGAGGGAGGUGGCAAUGGUGGCGGCGCACCUGGGGGACUUGAUGGCGGCGAAAGGGAGGGGAAUGAGGACCGUGUACGUCGAGAGGCCCGGGGAGGAGGACUGGGAGAGGGGAGGGGAGGCGUUUGAAGAUGCACGGGGGUGGGUUGACAUUUGGAUCGGGGAGGGGGAGGGCGGGUUCGAGGAGCUCGCUAGGCGGUUGGGCGCUUGA
Messenger RNA from Colletotrichum higginsianum IMI 349063, 837 nucleotides. Its product is annotated as haloacid dehalogenase. The record is from RefSeq and is a predicted model, not a curated record. Gene Ontology annotation, molecular function: hydrolase activity, acting on halide bonds, in C-halide compounds. Lineage: Eukaryota; Fungi; Ascomycota; Sordariomycetes; Glomerellales; Glomerellaceae. Bases 1 to 837 code for a protein of 278 amino acids. The transcript has a single exon.